ACCCACACACAUGUACAUUAGUAUAUGUGCAAAGUGGAAAAGUAAAUAAAUAAUAUAAUUAGUUAAAAUAAAUUGUCAAUAUAAUUAUUGUCAAAUCCCAAUCAUGAUCAUGAUCGAUAACAAACAUGUGAAGGUCUUCGUCCAAUCUCGUAUCCCACCAUGCAUGCAAUAUCAAAAAUUAGAUAUAUAUAUCUACGAUAAGGUGAAGUCACCAUUGAUGUUUCAUACCUGGUAUCUUAUGCGGAUAAAGGAUGGUCCAGUAUCCCCUUAAUCUCAACAGCCUGUGUAACCCUCAAGGGCCUCCUGACUAGGUCAAUAUCAAAUCAACCAAUAUUAGGAUACUAUAUAAAACAUUAAUAUUCAAAAUUUAAUAAUUAUCCAGACUGGGCAAGUGGCGUCCUCUUCUUAUUAAAUGAGUAAAGUCCAAGGUCUCCAUAAUGGAGUCCACAUCCAUAGAUGUUGUUAUAGUGUGUGUGGGGGGAUGGCUACAAAAAAGUCCAUCAAUCCCUGGGUUGUCCAUAUUAGAUAGGUUAAUGUCUUCCACAUACCAAAGAGGUUGUAAAAAACUCCAUCCAGUGUCAUAACCAAAGAAUGUUUCAUCCUAGGGGGGACUAGCAGCAGUCAGUAGGGCCCAAAUCCAGGCUGAAGAAUCCAUUAUCCAUAAGCAUCAAGCUAUUACGAGUACAUCCAAAUAUUCUCAUGUGUUCUCCUUUUUAUCAUCUUCCUAGAAUCCACAUCACACCCGAUAUUUGAGACUCAGCAAGUGUUCGAACAACAGGAGAUCCAGAAAUUCUACUUCCAAAGCAACCAAGGCUAGAACUCAUGACCACGUGAUUGAGAGGCUGCAGGAACCAGGCAGCGCCAUGGGGGAGCUGGGCUUCCAAAGCAACCAAGGCUAGAACUCAUGACCACGUGAUUGAGAGGCUGCAGGAACCAGGCAGCGCCACGGGGGAGAAAGGAAACUCAAAAAGAAAAGAACUGCCUGUGGAUCAUAACAGAAGCUGAUAAGUACUGAUGUAUUCUCAUAGUAUCCAUGGUGGAACAACUUGCUCAAGUACAUAACAGUUCUGCACAGAAGGCAAUGGAGUUCAUGUGUUCUUACCUGCCUGAGCAAGGAGGUAUCCAAGGAAUCUGUUUCCUCAUAGCUGAACUCUUUGGACCUGAUCUAAUCAAGUUGUUAAAUCACCAACUGAGAGCAGAUAUAAUUUGCUAUGCAAUAAAGUUGUGUAAAACUGAACCACACGAGCCGGUCUGUCAUCUGUAUAAGAAGCCUGCGAUGGGACUAAAAAGGACAAUCAAGCAAGCUGAAAAGAUGAUCAGAAAGUCUAACUAUAUGCAAAACUAUGACAUUUUUUCCGGAGUUCUCUUGAAGAUUUGUUCACUUCCACUGUUCAGAAUGAUUUGCAAAACAAUAGACUCGUCAAUACCAGCAGAAGACAAUGACCAGGAUAACUUCAGUGCAUUUCCUACAUUGCGAGGAUAUCACUGGAGAGGAAGAGAUUGUAAUGACAUGAACAACUCUAUUUAUCCUGGACGAAGCCCAAAAGACUGGGAUUUUCUGCAGGAUUCAAACUGCAAUGGAAUAUGGGGAUUUGACCCAGAAGAUGGACUUCCAUAUGAGAAAAAAUUCUGUGAAGGUACUGAUUCAAAGGGUAUUAUAACAUUAGGAGACUCUGCCGCUGCCCACUUUCAUAUACCCCCGGAGUGGUUAACACCUGUGAACAUGUCUAAGGACUCAUUUUCAAACAUGGCACUUGCUAUUUCCAAUGAACUUGACUGGCCUCAGUUUUCACUGUACACAGGAUUUCAGAACUCAACAAUUGGGGGAUGGACACAGUCCUUAUAUCUACGGUUAAGAGAGCGGAACCGCUGCAACCACAGAGAUUACCAGAACAUAGCAAGGAAUGGAGGUUCAAGUUACAAUUUGCAGAGCUAUUUGAAAAGUAUGGCAAGAAAUCAGCAAUUGGAUAAACCUGUAAUAGUUCUUUAUGCAAUGAUUGGUAAUGAUGUCUGCAAUCCUUCACAUGAAACAUUGAGACACAUGACUACCCCUCAGGAGAUGAAUACGAACGUCAUGAAGGAACUGGAAUAUCUAGAUAUGAAUUUGCCUAAAGGAAGCCAUGUGAUUUUAAUGUCAUUGGCAGAUGGACGAUUUCUCUGGGAUACCUUACAUGACAGAUAUCAUCCUUUAGGGCAAUUAAAUAAGGACAUCACAUAUGAACAAUUCUACGGGUUCUUGAGCUGUCUUAAGAGUAAUCCAUGUGAAGGGUGGAUGAAUAAGAAUGAAACUCUUCGCAAUCUAACCACGGAGAGAGCUGAACAGCUAUCAAGUGUGCUCCAGGAAAUAACAACCUCCAAAAAGUUCACAAACUUUGAACUUAGUUACUAUGAAAAUCUGUUUCAGAAAGUGACUGCAAAAUGGGAGAGUUUAGGAGGAAACGCGUGGGAUCUGCUGGAACCAGUAGAUGGAUUUCAUCCAAAUCAGGUUGCAUCAGCCAUUGGAGCAGAUGUCAUUUGGGAGGAAAUACUCCAAAAGCAGCCAGAAAUUUUUGGAAAACAGAAUCCUUUCAAUCAAGAAAUUCAAAGCAGAUUUGGAGACCAAGGUGGACACUGAUAAGAUGAUCAUGUGCCUCCCAGUUGUGGACUUUUCAGAUUUAAUUUUAUCGCUAUAAAUCUGGCCUGAUCUAUGUCUGGCACAAAUGGCGUGUCCUAUAUUUUUUGAGCAUUUUACACUAUUUUGAAGUAAACUCAUUUCUGAAUUUCAAGCACUAUAUUCAUUUAAAAAAAUGUUACGGGGGAAAACAAGGAAAGAAAGAAAUUUUCUGGUGAUAAUGCAAAGAGAAAAUCAGGAGAAAAAGCAGGAAGAUUAAGACUGAAGUGUUAACCUUUAGGAGACAUUUAAAGUCUAGCUAGCUAGACAAGUUCAGCAAAUAUCAAAACCUAGGUAACAUUACAGAACAGUUACGUGCACACAGCUAUUUCUGCUGUCUUUCAAUCAGAGCUGCAAGCUUAUCAGAAGUAGCACAAAACUGACCAUGGCAAAUGUUUAAUGCCAGCAAGACGGGUAAUUAAUCCGGAGGGGAUUUCAUUUUCCUACUGUGAUUGGUUUGUUAGGUGUGAAAAAUCAAGGAGAUUUCAUGUGUCCACUUGCUAAGUAAACUUUUGUAGCUCAAUGCAUUUUACUGAAAUAACAUUAUUACUGUGAAAUAAAAUAAUUAA
Molecule: messenger RNA, 3219 nt
Organism: Hyla sarda
Lineage: Eukaryota; Metazoa; Chordata; Amphibia; Anura; Hylidae
Gene: AOAH
Product: acyloxyacyl hydrolase
Exons: 22
Coding region: 1034-2614 (526 amino acids)
Biological process (GO): negative regulation of inflammatory response; lipopolysaccharide catabolic process
Molecular function (GO): calcium ion binding; acyloxyacyl hydrolase activity
Source: RefSeq, a predicted model, not a curated record